AUGGAAGUUAAAAUUAUUUCAGCUACAAUGUGGGAUUUUCAGCGACAUCAUCAACUCCCAUCUGAGCGUACUCAUCGGUUAUACAAUACUAAAGCUUAUGCUAAAAAACGUGGCGGUUUAUCUAUUUCGAUUCCUGAACUCUGUGGUAUAAUUAAUUCAUUGAAUAAUUUGGUGACAGUAUUGAAGAUCGUGGCUGCAUAUUCUGCUCUACCAUAUGAUGAAUCUCUCGGUAGUCUUGUCAGUGAUUAUUGUUAUCUUCUUCCUAGUUUACGGCAUAGUGAUCGUGAUGCAGUUCUUUACCUAAUUCGUGUAACUAGUUGGAGAGAAUCGAGUUCGGCCGUGGAAUAA
This is a messenger RNA of Schistosoma guineensis, 348 nucleotides long. NCBI's taxonomy places the organism in Eukaryota, Metazoa, Platyhelminthes, Trematoda, Strigeidida, Schistosomatidae. The record is from the annotation of a GenBank genome assembly.